Cornus florida is the source of this 894-nucleotide messenger RNA. Its product is annotated as rRNA-processing protein CGR1-like. The transcript has a single exon. Bases 48 to 653 code for a protein of 201 amino acids. Lineage: Eukaryota; Viridiplantae; Streptophyta; Magnoliopsida; Cornales; Cornaceae. Gene Ontology annotation, cellular component: nucleolus. The record is from RefSeq and is a predicted model, not a curated record.
AUAGCUACCUGCGAAUCAAGAGAGGGGUUUUAGGUUUAGGGUUUGUAAUGGCCUGCACAAUCGAUUUCAGGUGUCUGGACGAAGGCUUCGGCGGCAAAACGUACAAGAGAAAGAGAUCUGAACAAGCCGAAGAACUCAAUCGAUCAUCAUAUGUCCAACAACAAAAGAUCAGCGAUGGUUCCAGCUCCAUGGAGAUGGAGAUCGAGGAGGGCAAUCCUCCUCCUCCUCCAUCAAAGAGACAAGCAGUGUCUUCCUCAGAAGACCCUAACAAGCCCGUAUUCGGAAAACCUACAUACGACGGAGUAAUCACUGGAAAGGUGUCGGGGCGCAACUGGAAGCAACCCAGAACCCACCGUGCCUCUGCGAUGAAGGUGAGUCGAAACAACACAAGUUUUGAGCAGAGGAUGAAGCAGAAGGAGAUAAAGAAGGCGUACAAGGAGAGGAUGACGGAGCUCAAGGAGGAGAUCAGGCAGAAUAAGGUGGAGAAAAGGAAGAAGAGGGAGGAGAGAGAGAAGAAGAAGCAGGAGAACAUUCUCAAGUCUGGUACUAAGCUCCAGAAGAUUACGAACCCCAAGACCCUCAAGAAGAUUGCCAAGUCCAAGCAGAGGAAGCUCCUCAAGGUUGUUCCUGAUGAUCUGCUCAACAAGAAGUAAGCAUCCAUGCCAAAAAAAAAAGCAAGGAAAUUUUUGAUAAUUGAGCUGCUUUUUUUUUUUGUACCGAUGAAAACAUAUAUGUUUAAUUUUAUUGUUUUAAUUUUCUUUUUUCUUUUUUUGUUUUUUGUUUUUUUUUUGUUUUUCCUUUUUAACUCUUGGAUAAUUGUCCUUGUUGCGGUCAUAUCAAUCAAGAGGAAUCUAAUUGUUGUUUAUUUUAUUCUAAAAAUAGCUUCUUGCACUC